Messenger RNA from Anopheles marshallii, 732 nucleotides. RefSeq names its product non-structural maintenance of chromosomes element 3 homolog (gene MAGE). The transcript has 2 exons. Bases 1 to 732 code for a protein of 243 amino acids. The record is from RefSeq and is a predicted model, not a curated record. NCBI's taxonomy places the organism in Eukaryota, Metazoa, Arthropoda, Insecta, Diptera, Culicidae. Gene Ontology annotation, cellular component: nucleus.
AUGCCACGGCAAUCGCAAUCUCAAAGCCAACGCUCGCAAGUGGAUAGGAACAUUUCCACGCAACCCAUGGAUGAAAGCCAUCUGGUCAGGAACAUGGUGAAAACGAUACUCAAUCUGUCUAUAAACAAAUCGGCAAUUAAAAGAUCCGAAAUCUGCAGCAACGCUCUGAAAGGAGAUGGCCGACUUUACAACAGACUAAUACCCGAAGUGCAAGAGAUACUGGGCGAGAUAUACGGCUAUCGACUGGUAGAAGUGGAGAGCAAAGGGCAAAAAACGAUGAUCCUGUGCUCCACUAUCGGAACAAGCUCGAUGGCCGAACUCAAUGACAACUAUCGCCGAAAGUACACAUUUCUGUUUGUGAUAUUGGGCUACAUUUUUAUGAAAAACGGUACCAUACCUGAAAGGAUGUUGUGGGAGUUUCUACAGACGAUCGGUAUCGAUGAGGAGCAGGAGCAUUCCUAUUUUGGGGAACCGAAGAAGCUGCUGGAAUUGUUCGUUAAGCAGGUGUAUGUGCUACGCUUUAAGCAGACGAUGGAGGGAAUGAACGAAGAAAGCGUGUUCCUAAGCUGGGGCGCCCGGGCGAAUAAUGAAGUAUCGAAGCGGGAGAUAUUCGAAUCAAUGUGCAAGCUGAUGAACCGCAAACCAAGCGACUUCAAAUCACAGUACAUAGAAACGCAAGGCUUAACUGAUACGUCGAUGGAUGACGAACUUGAGUCAGAAGAGCUCGAAUGA